AUGAAAUUCAAAGACCGGCUCGGCGCCGCCGAGCAGGCGACCCUCAGGUUCCUUCCGUUGCUUCUUCUCGUCUUCUUUGCUGCUGCUCUUAGCGCAGCAGCAGCAGCAGCAGAAGUGGAAGCAGCAGCAGCAGCAGCAGCAGCAGCAGAAGUGGAAGCGGCAGCAGCAGCAGCGGAAGUGGAAGCAGCAGCGGCAGAAAUCACAGCGGCGGCAGCGGAAACAGCGACGGCAGCAACUGCAGCAGAAAUAGCAGCAGCGGAAAUAGCAGCAGCAGCUGCUGCAGCAGAACUAGAAGCAGCAGCAGCAGCAGCAGCAGCAGCAGAACUCGAAGCAGCAGCAGCAGAGCCGCCUCUGAGCUGGAGUGAAGAGUGGGCAGCAGCUGCAGCAGAUUCGGUUCUUCCUUUAGAAGACACUUUUGACCUUUCGGAAUUAAAUGAAAAUAAAACAAAUGAGUUUUCCCUUCAAGAGACCCGCUACUUGGAAGACUCUCAAGUGAGCAGCAGCAGCAGCAGCAGCAGCAGCAGCAGCAGCAGCAGCAGCGGCAGCAGCAGCAGCGGCGGCGAGAUGGAGGCGGCAACUGGAGGCGCGGAGCCCUCAGCAUACAUGAGCGCAGCACCGAUCCCUGCAGCAGCAGCAGCAGCUGCUGCUGCUGCUGCUGCGGCUGCUCCUCUUCCUGCAGCAGCAGCAGCAGCAGCUUCUGCUCCUCUUGCUGCUGCAGAGGAUGCUGCUGCUCCUCUCGCUGCUGCAGUGGGUGCAGCAGCUCCUCUUCCUGCUGCAGUGGAUGCUGCUGCUCCUCCUGCUGCUGCAGUGGAUGCUGCUGCGCCUCUUCCUGCUGCAGUGGAUGCUGCUACUCCUCUUGCUGCUGCAGUGGAUGCUGCUGCUCCUCCUGCUGCUGCAGUGGAUGCUGCUGCUCCUCCUGCUGCUGCAGUGGAUGCUGCUGCUCCUCUUCCUGCUGCACUUGUUGUUUCCCUUUCUUCUGAAGCAGCUGCUGCUACUCCUGCUGCAGCAGCUGCUGCUGCUGCUGCUGCUCCCCCUGAGGCAGCUGCUGCUCCUAUUCCUGCGCUAGCUGCUGUUCCUAGUCCUGCUGCAGCUGCUGCAGCUCCUACUCCUGCUGCAGCUGCUGCAGCUCCUCUUCCUGCUGCAGCCGCUGCUCCUGUUUCUGCUGCAGCAGCUGCUGCUGCUGCUCCUGCUGCAGCCCCUGUUCCUGCUGCAGCUGUUGCACCUCCUGCUCCUGCUGCUGCAGCUCCUACUCCUGCUGCAGCUGCUGCAGCUCCUACUCCUGCUGCUGCAGCUGCUGCAGCUCCUAUUCCUGCUGCAGCUGCUGCAGCCCCCGCUCCUGCUGCAGCUGCUGCAGCCCCCGCUCCUGCUGCAGCUGCUGCAGCUCCUGCUCCUGCUGCAGCUGCUGCGGCAGCGGAAGAUGCUGCCGGAGCAGAAGCAGCAGCAAAAGACACAGAAGAAGAAGCAGCAGCAGCAGAAGACACAGAAGAAGCAGCAGCAGCAGCAGAAGACACAGAAGAAGAAGAAGAAGAAGAAGAAGAAGAAGAAGAAGAAGAAGAUGAAGAAGAUGAAGAUGAAGAUGAAUAUGAUGAAGAUGAAUAUGAAGAUGAAGAUGAUGAAGAAGAAGAUGAAGAUGAAGAUGAAGAUGAAGAUGAAGAUGAUGAAGAAGAAGAAGACGAAGAAGAUGAAGAAGAUGAAGAAGAAGAGGGAGCUAGCAGCAGCAGCAGCAGCAGCAGCAGCAGCAGCAGCAGCAGCAGCAGCAGCAGCGCGGGGGAGGUGCUGUUCACGGGGACAGCGCACGAGCUGCCCAUACACCUGAGGCCGCGGGAGGGCGGAAGCGACCCUGGCUAUUUGAAGCUGAUGCUGGACGAAAGGGCUUUUCAGCAGCUGCUGGACUCCAACUUCAGACCCAGCAGCAGCAGCAGCAGCAGCAGCAGCAGCAGCAGCAGCAGCGGCAGCAGCGGCAGCAGCAGCAGCGGCAGCGGCAGCGGCAGCGGCAGCGGCGCGGAAGAGGAGAGCGAGGAGCAAGGCGCCGCCGCGGCGCCCGGAAGCCCAGACCAGCAGCAGCAGCAGCAGCAGCAGCAGCAGCAGCCGCAGCAGCAGCAGCAGCAGCAGCAGCAGCAGCAGCAGCUGCCGCCGCAGAACGGAGUGUUUGUGGGGAGUUUCCCAGUGACUGUGGAGGAGCUGGGGCUGCGUUUCGCGAGAGCAGCAGAACUCGGAGAAGGAAUUUAUUUGCCACUUUUGAAGUUGCGGAAAAAGAAAAGAAGUGGAGGCCGGGGUGUACGUACACCCCAGGCGGGCCGGGGUGUACGUACACCGCAGGCGGGCCGGGGUGUACGUACACCGCAGGAGGGCUGGGGUGUACGUACACCGCAGCUGCCGCUGGAGGAGUGGGGCGAAGAUUAUUUUGAAGAAGUAAAAGUGCAAAAAGAAAAAACUCUUUUGAAAGUUGCUGCUCUUUGGCUGGGGCCUCCGGACUUCGACAAAAUCCACCAACUCCUCGACAGCCACCCCGGCCUCUUCGAAGGCCUUUACUUCAACUCCGCUGCUGCAGCAGCAGCACCAGCAGCAGCAGCAGCAGCAGCAGGAACAGCAGCAGCAGCAGCAGGAACAGAGGCAGCAGCAGCAGCAGCAGCAGAGGACUGCACACAACUGGUGAAGCGCUUUGCUGCUGCUGCGCCACACACACUCUCGCGUCUUCAGUCUUCUCGCUUAAUAAUAAUUAAUAAUAUAAUAAUAAUAAUAAUAAUAAUAAAAUAA
Molecule: messenger RNA, 2757 nt
Organism: Eimeria necatrix
Lineage: Eukaryota; Apicomplexa; Conoidasida; Eucoccidiorida; Eimeriidae
Exons: 1
Coding region: 1-2757 (918 amino acids)
Source: RefSeq, a predicted model, not a curated record